GUUUCUUCAGCCUAGCUACUCUGAUCUGUCUCUCUUCAUCAUAUUCUUUAACCUAUAUGUCCCUAAACUAAACUGAUCCUUUCCAUACAUUAAUGGAAGAAACUAUUCUCAAGAGGCUAGGCUGUCUAACCCACGACAACACUUCUGAUAUCCUCGCCUCGCCGCAUCCUCCGCUUUCCAAGAGAAGCGGUGGUCCAGCCGUUAAGCGCGCUCCCUGCAGAGACAGUGCCUCCUGCGGCGGAGCAGUGAAGUACCGCGGCGUGCGCCGCCGACCGUGGGGCCGAUAUGCGGCGGAGAUCAGAGACCCUCUUUCGAAGGAGAGGCGGUGGCUUGGAACCUAUGACACGGCGGAGGAAGCCGCUUGUGCGUAUGACGUGGCGGCUAGGGCCAUGCGUGGGGUUAAAGCCAGGACCAACUUUCUGUUCCCGCCGUCCCCUCCGCCGUUCUCUGCCGUCCACGGGCUUUACCUUCCCAAAUCCCCCCACACCCAUGCCAACGACAGCCGGUUUUUUCAGCCCGUGCUUACAUCGCUGUCAUCGAACAGUAACCUAAACCCCAACAAUGUUCCUUCUUGUUCAUCUUUCUUUAGCCAAAUCUCAGCCGUGAACGGUGGCGGUAAUUCCAUUUCUACCCCUCUGACCUCCAUGUCAACUCCCUGUUUACAUACUCCGACCAUGACCCAGCAGAGUUCUCCAGUUGGUUCUGAAGGGCCCACGUGUGGACUUGACUUCUUUAAAUCUCAGUCGUCUGAUUCCGGGCUAUUAGGGGACGUGCUCAAUGGGUUUUUCCCGAAGCCCACUUCCGUGAAAUCUGAGCCGUCCACGUGUGCAACUGGCGCCACAUCCAAGGGCUUUGAUGGGGACAAUAACUCUGGGAUUAUCGGUAAUGAUCAUUAUUAUCAUCAAGAGGAAGCGUUUGGGUGUUUGGAUAAUGGUUUCGAUCAUCCUCCGCCGCCGCAGUUUAAUUUCGAUGACGAGUUUCCGGUGUUGACCGGCGUGCCGGUGUUCCAGUCGGAAGGCGAGAUUGGAGGCUUUGGUAAUUUUACUACCAAGCUGUAUAACUACUAUUGACUGAUUUAAUCGUACUAAUUUACAUGUAGUAGCUCGUUGUUUUGUGUGCUAAUGAAAGCAAUGAAUGAAAGGUUU
Messenger RNA from Cuscuta europaea, 1145 nucleotides. The record is from the annotation of a GenBank genome assembly. Lineage: Eukaryota; Viridiplantae; Streptophyta; Magnoliopsida; Solanales; Convolvulaceae.